AUGGUGCAGCCAACGGCGCUGAUCUCGCAUUUCCUUUCGCAGACGGAGCUGUAUGGCAUAAAAUGGCGUAAGCUCGUGUGGGAGCGGGAGUCGGGCGCGGGCGGCGGGGGGGUCGAGGGCGAGGAGGGCGCCGCGCCGCUGGCCGACCCCGUCAUCAGCAGCUACGCGCGCUGCCUCGCCGGCGACAUACUGUGCGUGUGGCGGCGCGUGCCCGCACAGCAGACGGACAUCUACGACAUGCCCGCCCCGCCGCCCCUCUCGCUGCGCGCCGCCAAGGAGCUCUGGAUCUUCUGGUACGGCGAGGAGCCCGACCUGAGCGGUCUCGUCGCGCCCGAGCUCAUCGCCAGCCGUGAG
Messenger RNA from Iphiclides podalirius (scarce swallowtail), 354 nucleotides. The record is from the annotation of a GenBank genome assembly. Lineage: Eukaryota; Metazoa; Arthropoda; Insecta; Lepidoptera; Papilionidae.